Molecule: messenger RNA, 6094 nt
Organism: Aspergillus costaricaensis CBS 115574
Lineage: Eukaryota; Fungi; Ascomycota; Eurotiomycetes; Eurotiales; Aspergillaceae
Product: fatty acid synthase subunit beta
Exons: 5
Coding region: 1-5976 (1991 amino acids)
Biological process (GO): long-chain fatty acid biosynthetic process
Cellular component (GO): fatty acid synthase complex
Molecular function (GO): [acyl-carrier-protein] S-acetyltransferase activity; [acyl-carrier-protein] S-malonyltransferase activity; fatty acid synthase activity
Source: RefSeq, a predicted model, not a curated record
AUGACCGCGACAACCGAGCUUCAUCCUAACUCUUCAUCUUCGCCCGCUGGGAAUGAGCCCUCCGUGGCCUUUACCCUAACGCAUGGCGAGAUUACUGCCUCGCUGUCUGUCAGUAGUGCGGUGGCUACCACGCUGCAGCCCUACCGCGCCAGCUGGCUGGCCGACGACACUAUCUCUCCUCUCAGUCUAAUGCUGUCCUUCCUGGGCCAUUUGACCCGUCAAAGGGCCCCUGCUUCAGCAGUCCAGACAGCUAUCAGGGCCUUUGAGUCUCAGUAUCUGUCUGGCAACGACAUUCACACGGCUGUCACCAUCCUGCCCGACGCUCUUGCCUAUACCGGCCAGCCAAUAUCCAAAUCACCCAGUGCCUUGUUCAAGUCCGCCCAGACAGGCACCUCCCGCAUCACAACCAUCUUUGGCGGCCAAGGAACGGCCAAUCCAUCGUGCGUGCGCGAGUUGCGGUCUCUGUACACCACCUACCGCCCCAUACUCAUCCAGCUCAUACAAGAGUGUGGCCCUGUCCUGUCUUCUCUAUCCCAGCGCCCGGACACACAGUCCUACUUUCGCGGUCGUUCUAUUGACUUGGACACCUGGCUAGCCGGUGCAAUAACCCUCAAUGAGGACUAUGUCAGCGCCGCGCCUGUCAGCCUGCCCAUUCUAGGACUGUUCGAUCUCGCCCACUACUGCAUCAUCUGCAAUGUUCUGGGUCAGACCCCGGGACAAGUGGCCAACUCGAUGCAUUCCAUCUCUGGCCAUUCUCAGGGCAUCGUUGUCGCCGCUGCUGUAGCUCGUGCUGACUCAUGGGCCUCGUUCUACGACAACGCCCGGCUAGCUGUGGAGCUGUUGUUCUGGAUUGGCUUUGAGAGUCACCAGGAUACGCCUCAGUUGUUCAUCGCGCCUGAGCUUAUUGAGCAGACCAAAGAGCAAGGGCAUGGAGUCCCCUCGCCAAUGCUUUCCGUUCGAGGACUGGAGCGGCCAGCACUGGAAAAGCUUCUCACUCAAUGCAAUCAGGUGCUCCCUGGGUCGCGCCAGCUGCAUAUUGCCCUCAUCAACGCUCGCACCAACCACAUUGUCGCAGGUCCCGCAGCGUCGCUGUGCGGUCUCAGCCACAUCCUGGCCGAGCUGCAAGCCGCUGGGGAAAAGGAUCAGACUCGCAUCCCGUUCAGCCAACGCAAGCCUGUGGUCACGCACUCGUUCCUCCCCAUCAGCACUCCCUUCCAUACUCCCUACCUACAGACGGCCUCCCAGCGCAUCAAGGAGCGACUGGCCGAUCGAGCGUUUUCCGCAAACGAACUGCAGGUACCUGUUUUGCACACCGCUACGGGCGAGGAUGUCCGAGUCAACCCUCACUCCAAUGUUAUUGAAGCCCUCGUGGGUGCCAUCACCACCGAGCCGGUCGACUUCCCCCGUCUGUUGGCCGACGCAACCACCACCCAUUUUCUCAUUCUCGGAGCCGGUCGUCUCAGCGAGCUAGUCAAGCAGAUCAGACAGGGUUAUGGCCAACAGAUAAUCGCUGCCAGCGAGCUUAAGCCUUCCAGUGCCGACAUCGGUAGCCAGGCAGACCUCUUUGCAUCCACCCUCCGCCCGGCUCCUUCAUCUUGGGCGGACACUUAUCAACCCCGCCUGGUGCAAACAGCCAAUGGCCGGUUGAUCCUCGACACAAAGCUCAGUCGUCUGCUGCAAGUACCACCGAUCAUAACCGCCGGUAUGACGCCCACUACUGUGCCCUGGGACUUCGUGGCUGCUGUCAUUAAUGCCGGCUACUUUAUUGAGUUGGCCGGCGGAGGCUACCACACCGAAGACGAGAUGCGCGUCGCCAUCGAGAAGAUCGCUGCCGCCAUUCCCCCCGGUCGCGGCAUCACCUGCAACCUCAUCUAUGUCAAUCCCAAGGCGAUCGCUUGGCAGACACGGCUGAUCCGCAAGCUCAUCCGCCAGGGCGUGCCCAUUGACGGGCUUACCAUUGGUGCCGGUGUGCCAUCGCUCGAAGUUGCCCGCGAAUACAUCGACGACCUUGGCAUUAAGCACAUCUCCUUCAAACCUGGAUCAAUUGAUGCCAUCAAUGCUGUGCUACAGAUUGCUGAUGAUAGACCAAACUUCCCCAUCGGGCUCCAGUGGACAGGAGGCCGGGGAGGCGGCCAUCACUCCUAUGAGGACUUUCACGCGCCCAUCUUUGCUACCUAUGCAGAAAUUCGCAAGCGUGAUAACAUCUGUCUUGUCGCAGGCAGUGGCUUUGGUGCUGGAGACGAUACCUACCCUUACCUGACCGGCCAGUGGUCAGUUGCUCGGGGGUAUCCCGCCAUGCCCUUUGACGGAAUUCUGCUGGGCAGCCGCAUGAUGCUCUGUCGCGAAGCCCACACCAGUCCAGCAGUGAAGCAGCUGCUCGCCACCACACCUGGUGUUCCUGAUGGCGAGUGGGAAAAGAGUUACAAGGGCAGCGCAGGCGGCAUCAUUACAGUUCGGUCGGAGAUGGGCCAGCCUAUCCACAAGGUCGCUACACGAGGGGUCCGGCUGUGGGCCGACUUUGAUCAGACGCUGUUCCGCCACCCUCGUCCCAAGAUGGUCGAGGAGCUGGCCAAACGCAAGACGGAGAUCAUUGCCCGUCUGAACAAGGACUAUGCCAAACCCUGGUUUGGUCAGGAUGCCCGUGGACAGCCGAUUGACCUGGGAGACAUGACUUAUGCCGGGGUACUGAGCCGCAUGGUCGAGCUGAUGUACGUGGCUCAUCAGCAGCGCUGGAUUCAUCCGUCGUACAAGCGCUUGGUGUCAGAUGUGGCGGUUCGCACCCUCGAACGAGUUGCUCCCUCUGUGGAACUGGACUUAGGACUGCUGGAUGUACCAGCCAGCUUCCUGCAGGUGCUGACCGAGAAGUGUCCGGCAGCAGCCACACAACGCCUGCAUCCCGACGAUGCGGCUUUCUUUCUGCGACGCUUCCAGGCGCGUGGGCAGAAGCCUGUCAACUUCAUUCCUGCUUUGGACGAGAACUUCGAAACCUGGUUCAAGAAGGAUUCGCUGUGGCAGUCAGAGGACCUUGAGGCUGUCAUAGGCCAGGACCCCGAGCGCGUGUGCAUUCUGCAUGGCCCUGUCGCCGUUCGCCAUGCCACCAGCAAAGACGAAUCAGCCCAGGAGAUUCUCGACGGCAUCGCGACCUUUCACACCCACGCGGCUCUGCAGGAGUUUUACCAUGGUGAUCUCCAGCGAGUGCCUAAAGUUGCCGGUCCAGCUGUCGCUGAUACCCAUACUCAACCCGAAACUUCGUUUGAAGUGAGCUCGCUGGAUCUGGUGACAGCCGAACCUUUUGGCUGGGUACAUGACCUCCUCGAGACACCUACGAUCAUCCGUGCUGGUAUCCGCAAAAAGAACGCGUUCCGCAGCAUCCUGGCCGUAAAGCCAGGUCAGAAGUUGAUUGUCAAGCCCUCGGAGCAGCGCAUUGUGCUCUGUGAGAGGAGCACGGAGCAGCCAGUAAUCAGCAUCCGCUGUGACACCACCAGGACCAUCUUUGUAGACCUUCAUCAGCCCAGCAGCUUUACCGCUGCCCCUGCAGUACUCUCGCUCCAGUACAAGGCUCGUUCCUCCGGAUUGUCUCCAGCACUGGAGGAGCUUGUUGACGGACGCAAUGACCGCAUCAAAACCUUCUACCGCAACCUUUGGCUGGGAGAAUCGGCAGGUUCUACUAAGGAUAGCCACUCUACCUUCCAUGGACCUGAGAUAACCCUCACUCACGACCUGCUCGAGGACAUGUACCAGACAUUGGGUCUCUCGCCGACGGGAAUCCGACCGACAUCUCUUCCCAUGGACAUCGCUAUUGUGAUCGCCUGGGAACCGCUAGUCGAGCCACUUGUCUGCGCGGGAGUUGAAGGGGAUCUUCUGCGUCUCGUGCACCGCUCCAACGACAUCGAGUAUGUGCCCUCCGCGACACCUUUCCAGGUCGGAGAUAUCCUGCGCUCGAGUAGUCAGAUCCAGUCCAUCACCAUUGAGCCGACGGGCAAGUCGAUCGUUGUGAAGGCCACCAUUGAGAGGGCCGGUGAGCCCAUCGCCUUCGUCACUUCCUCCUUCUUCAUGCGCGGCACUUACACCGACUAUGCCUCCUGCUUUGAGCGCAUCACCGAGCCUGAGACCUUGCUCGAAGUCUCAACUCCCGUAGAUGAGGAGCUGCUCCGAUCCCGACCGUGGCUUCAGCUGAAUGAACCCGCGACCCCGAUCGUCGGCAAGACGCUUUGCUUCCGACUAGAGACGUCCAUCAAUUGGAAGGAUCAAACAACCUUCCAGACACUUCAAACCAGUGGCACAGUCUCCCUCCGCUCCUGGAAUGGCAAGCAAACGCCCAUCGGUCGGGUAUCCUUCGAAGCUCGCGACGGCAAGGCCAACCCGGUGUCGGACUUCCUACGUCGACGUGGUCAGCCACUGGUCGCUCGGAAGCCACUCGAGGUAACUCAAGAUCUGAACCAGACCUCUGAGGGCGUACAGAUCCCCGCAUCCAAUGCGGGCUACAGCACCUUCUCCAAGGAUUUCAAUCCCAUCCACAUCUCGUCCGAAUUUGCCCAGUAUGUCGAGUUGCCUGGUACUAUUACUCAUGGCAUGUACACUUCGGCUGUGGUGCGUGCAGUAGCGGAGCGCUGUGCGGCGCAGGGUGAUUUGACACGUUUCCGAAGCUGGGCCUGCUCCUUUGUCGGCAUGGUGCUGCCCAGUGAUCGGCUUGAUGUGCGCGUGCAGCACGUCGCCAUGAUUGAGGGACGGCUACUGUUGAAUGUGACAGCCGUCAAGGCUGGUACGGAUGAAGCAGUCAUUCAGGCUGAGGCUGAGGUGGAUCAGCCCUCGACGGUGUAUGUCUUUACCGGACAGGGCAGCCAGUCACCAGGUAUGGGGAUGGGUCUGUACAAGUCCAGUGCGGCUGCUCGGGCCAUUUGGGACGCAGCAGACAAGUUCUUUGUCGAGACUUACGGAUGGUCGGUUCUUGAGCUCGUCCGCCAGAAUCCAACCGCUUUGACGGUGCACUUCCGGGGCAAACGCGGACGCCAGAUCAAGGCCAAUUACAUGGCCAUGACCAUCGAUUCGUACAGGGCCGAUGGAAGUGUGGUAAAGGAGCCUAUUCUUCCGGAACUCACGCCGAAGUCCACUUCCUACACAUUCGCAGAUCCGCGGGGAUUGGUGUUCUCGACGCAGUUCGCGCAGCCUCUAGUCUUGUUAUUGGAACGUGCGGCGGUCGAGGAUCUCCGGCAGCGGGGAGUUGUUCAGCAGGAUGCAGCGUUUGCAGGACACUCCCUGGGCGAAUAUGGUGCAUUGGCGUCCUUUGGCGAAUUUAUGCCUUUCACGGAUCUGCUGCGAGUGGUCUUCUAUCGGGGUUUGGCCAUGCAGGUGGCCAUUGAGCGCGAUGACCAGGGACGGACCAACUUCUCCAUGGCGGCGGUAAACCCGGCUCGUGUAGGCAAGUUCUUCACGGAGAAGGCUUUGAGGCAGAUUGUGUCGCAGAUCGCCACGACAACGCACGCCCUACUCGAGAUUGUCAACUUCAAUGUCGACGGAGAGCAGUAUGUGUGUGCUGGAACGCUCGAGAACCUUCAUGCCCUGGCCGCCAUUACUGACACCAUUGCGCGAUCCCCUAUUGGGGCUGCCCUUGCCCGCGAAUUCACCGAUGCUACUACGGUCGGUAACGCAGACCUUGCAUCGACGAAGCUGGUAGAGCAAUGCAUUGCUGAAGCCCGCCAACUCCCAGCACCAGUGACCUUGAAGCGCAGCCUUGCUACCAUACCCCUGCAGGGCAUUGAUGUGCCCUUUCACUCGGCGCAUCUGCGGCCGGGAGUGGCCUCGUAUCGCAACUUCUUGGAGGAACGUAUUCCCAAGACUGAAGUUGAUCCGCAGAAGCUGGUGGGCAAGUGGAUUCCCAAUGUUAUGGGGACGCCGUUCUCGCUGAGUCUAGAGUAUGUCGAGGGGGUGUAUGGGCUGACGCAGAGUCCAAUCUUGAAGGAGGUGCUGGCAAGAUAGGCGAAGUAACGGAGAGUUACUAGUAUUGUGUGGGUUCAUGUGUAUACGAUAGAUUGUCUAGACGAUUCGUCUAUGUUUUUUUGUCUUCUGGGAGUUUCAGCAGUUACUUGCCGUCUAA